Molecule: messenger RNA, 2181 nt
Organism: Choloepus didactylus (southern two-toed sloth)
Lineage: Eukaryota; Metazoa; Chordata; Mammalia; Pilosa; Megalonychidae
Gene: DCST2
Product: DC-STAMP domain containing 2
Exons: 15
Coding region: 1-2181 (726 amino acids)
Cellular component (GO): membrane
Source: RefSeq, a predicted model, not a curated record
AUGCCCAACGUCCUGAAGAAUGUCUUGCCAACCUUGGGGGUUGAGGAGCCCAGCAUGGUGCAGUCCGUGGUCCGCAGCCUGGGAGGCUUUGCCCUGGGCUUGUCCUUGGCCACGGCCUAUGGGCUCCUGGAGCUGCUGGCGAUGGGGCACAGCCCCUGGAGCUGCCUGGUGGGCACCCUCACUUUGGCCGCCUUCCUCAGCCUGGGCCUGGGCUUCUCUCGCCAAGUGCGAGUCACUGUCUUCCUGCUGCUGCCCCAGGCCUUCUCCAGGCAGGGCCGGACCCUCCUGUUGGUGGCUGCCUUUGGGUUAGUGCUGCUAGGGCCUUGUGCCAACACCCUUCGCAACUUCACCCGGGCCAGCGAGGCCGUGGCCUGUGGGGCGGAGCUGGCCCUGAACCAGACCACUGAAGUGCUGCAGCGGGUCAAGCAGCCCUUAGUCAGUGCCCUGAAUAAGAUUAAAGCUAUUGCCCAGAAGGCUAAAAUGGUGGCCGACCGGAUCCGCAAGUUUUUUCGGUCCAUCAUUGAUGGUGUGAAGCAUAUAGCCAGGGCCCUGCGGAAUGUGUGGUAUUGGCUGGUGCACAUUGGGGAAGUGUGCAACGCGGAGCUGGGCAGCCCGUACUCCAAGUGCGCUCGGAUCUUCGAUGAUGCCAAGGACAACUGCAUGAAAGUCAUACCACAAGCCUACCACCUGUGCUACGUGCUCAUGCCCUUCAAGCUGGCGCUCUGUGGACUUGCCAGCGUGGCCCAGGUGUUCUGCAUCAUCCCACGGUACAUCCAGCCCUUCCUGCGCAAGACAAUCGGCACCCCGGUGAAGAAGUUGAUUAACCGGGUGCGUCGGGAGUUUGAGUUCAACAUGACAGCCACCCACCGCUUCUCUGUGAAUCUCAAUGCCUCUCGGAGCCUGUCCCAGGUCGCUGUGGACCUCCACGAGGCUGUCAGCAUGAAGCUGUACCACAUCCGGGAGGCCCUGGCUGUGAUGGGCUACACCACGCCACUGCUGAUCACGUUUCUCUACCUCGAAGCCCUGUUUUAUCGGUACUGUUACCUGAAACAUGAUGGUUUCGACAACAUCUACAUCACCGGCCGGUUCCUACGCAUGGAGGAUGUCCGCUCCGAGGCGGGGUUGCCCACAGUGCUGCCCCUCAGUGGCCACGAGACUAGCAACUACAUCCAACCAAGCUCCAUCUUCUUGUCUCGAUGGGAGCGUAUUUUUUACGUCCUGGGGAUCUUCAGCCUUAUCCAGCACCUCCUCCUUGCUCUGCUCCUGGUCUUCCUGGACUAUGCUGUUUUCUGGGUGCUCGAUCUGGCCCGGCACCAUUUGCAGGGGGAGAUUGUUGCCCGCAGCCCCGUGAUAAUGUCCAUAUCCGUGGAAGGGACGGGCUUUACUGGGAAUAUUUACCGUGACUUGGUAUCGGCAUUUGAUGUCCUGCAACAAGGCAACAUCAGCAUCUUGUCCCGGCGCUGCCUCUUGCAUCCCUCGGAGCCUGACUCCAGCAGUUACAUAGCCAUUGGCAUCAUGUAUGGCCUGUGCUUCUUCAUCACUCUGCUCGGCAACUACGUCAGUCGGCUGCGGCGGGUCAUCUGUGCCUCCUACUACCCAUCCCGGGAGCAGGAGAGGAUCGCCUACCUGUACAACCUACUUCUGAGUCGCAGAACAAACCUGCCAGCUGCCCUGCACCGAGCAGCAAGGCGGCGGGCAGCUGACCAGGGCCAGAUGAAUGUCCUCCGUAUGCUGGCCAAGUGGUGCCCCUUCCUGGCUCCGCUCCUCAGCUACUUUCAGCUGCGCCAGGCCUACUGCCUGGGCUGUGGGCAACCCCAGGAUGAAGGAGACACAGAGAGUUUUGUGUCCUGCAGUACCCCGGGCUGCCGAGGUCUCUUUUGCCCCACCUGCUUCUCCCUCCUGGACAACACCUGCUCUGUGUGUGCAUCUUCCCUUUCCUACCAGGGGGACCUGGAGCUGGAGCAGGACUCCAGUGACGAGGAGGGCCCCCAGCUGCAGCUGGCUGCAGCUCAAUGGCAGGACCCUGAGAAAGAGUGGUUACUGCAGCAACAGGUCCAAGAAGUGCUGGACAGGAUCCCCCCAUUGGAUUCCAGCUCUGAGUCCAGUAGUAAACUGGACGAGGAGAACGAGCCUCUGCAGGGGCAGGAGCCCCUGCCUGACAGCACUCCCAUGCUACCUUAG